This is a messenger RNA of Rosa chinensis, 820 nucleotides long. Its product is annotated as jacalin-related lectin 3. The record is from RefSeq and is a predicted model, not a curated record. The transcript is spliced from 3 exons. NCBI's taxonomy places the organism in Eukaryota, Viridiplantae, Streptophyta, Magnoliopsida, Rosales, Rosaceae. Gene Ontology annotation, molecular function: carbohydrate binding. Bases 23 to 766 code for a protein of 247 amino acids.
CUUCCAUCUCGUUUAAUUGAACAUGAGUUUGAAGGAUUAUUCUGGUGAGAAAAUACUGUGGAAGCUUGGGCCCUUUGGAACAGAAAGCGGAGGGGAAAGUUUUGAUGAUGGAGCUCAUUCAACAGUCAGGCAGUUGCUGAUAGCUCACGAUGGAGUUGGCGUUGGCACCAUCCAGAUUGAAUAUGAUGUCAACGGGAUCUCAUUUCGGGCAGACAAGUAUGGUGAUCAGACAGGGUCUGACCAUAUUGACACGAUCAAGCUUGAUUAUCCGUACGAAUAUCUGAUUUCAGUUCAUGGAAGAUAUUGUAAGUUUUGGCCCUUGACAACCGUUAUUUCCUCCCUUACUUUUAGGAGCAACAAGAAAAGUUACGGACCAUAUGGAAAUGAAGACCAACAUGAUAAGUCUUUUUCAAUCCAAGCACCUGGGAAUAUGAUUGUCGGCUUUCAUGGUAGGGCUUCUGGGUUUAAGGGUAUCCGUGCAAUAGGAGCGUACCUGAAACCUAUUGAUCAUCAUUAUCAGAAUGGAAAGUACAAUCUCGAUGUCAUGCCGGCAUUACCAAAACCAUCAAAUCCUCUGCGUCAAGCUAGAUAUCCUUCUCAGACCAACCUCAGAAACAAACAAGAUGACGGCGAAGAUGACAAACAAUUAACAUACAUAAUUGCCGGUAACCAAGUCAACGGAAACGAGGGCGACCGGAAUGGAGGUUUCGUUGUUGGAAGUAACAUUAAUUACAUCUUACACCCUGAACUAUGGCGGAGUUUUUAAUUUCAUUACCCAAAUAUCAAAUUUUGUCCUUACUUGAUCUUACUUCCAUUCGAC